This is a messenger RNA of Hirsutella rhossiliensis, 771 nucleotides long. Its product is annotated as mpv17 / PMP22 family domain-containing protein. Gene Ontology annotation, cellular component: membrane; cytoplasm. The record is from RefSeq and is a predicted model, not a curated record. The transcript is spliced from 4 exons. Lineage: Eukaryota; Fungi; Ascomycota; Sordariomycetes; Hypocreales; Ophiocordycipitaceae. The coding region runs from base 1 to 771 and encodes 256 amino acids.
AUGGCUUGGGAACUCUCCAGGCGACGGCUCUCGCGCGCCAUCAACGGCAAGUUCAUCUUUGGCCGCAUCCCACUCCUCCACGCCAUCAUCUUUCUCAUCGAAAUGGCCCUCGUCGCCCGGCUGACGGCGAGGUUCAACACCUACUACGAUGAGCGACCUCUCAUGACCAUGAUGGUCACAAACGCAAUCCUCGGAGGCAUCGCAGACACCGUCGCCCAGGGCAUCACGUCGAUCCGCCAACGCGCCCUGCGCAAGCCCGGCGGCGUCACCAAGGACGACGAUUUUGCCAUCGAGAUCCACGACCUCGACCGCAAGACGUCCUUCCUCGACCGCGACCUGAUACCCGACUCCAAGGCGCUCCCGCCGCCCUUUGACUUUGAGCGCCUCACCCGCUUCAUGGCCUACGGCUUCUGUGUCGCCCCGCUCCAGUUCAAGUGGUUCCGCUUCCUCGAGCGCGCCUUUCCCAUGACCAAGACGAGCGCCUUUGGUCCGGCUAUGAAGCGCGUCAUCUUUGACCAGUUUGUCUACGCGCCCUUUGGUGUCGGCCUGUUCUUUGUCGCCAUGACGGUGGCCGAGGGGGGCGGCAAACGCGCCGUCAGCGCCAAGCUGCGGGACAUGUACGUCCCGACGCUCAAGGCCAACUACGUCGUCUGGCCGGCCGUGCAGAUCGUCAACUUCCGCUUGGUGCCGGUCCAGUACCAGCUGCCGUUUGUCUCGACCAUUGGCAUCGCAUGGACCGCUUACCUGUCGCUUUCAAACUCUUCCGACUGA